AUGUCUUCCGUGGAGAGCAAAGUCUAUCGCCUGCGGGGUAUUCCUGAGCACCUGGAUCGACUUGGAGUAGCCCUUCUUCUCAGCAGAUUUAUCGCCAACGGUGAUCAGGGAGACGUCAGUGUAGCCUCUCUGGCUCUCGGCUGUGAAAGAUGGGUCAGUAAACGUACCAAGACCGCGACUCUAUCCUUUAAGAGGCUUCCGGACGCUGUCAGCAGGGAUCCGGACGCAGGUGAAUGGCCACUGCGGGAUCCUACUUGGGCUGCACCACUUCUCCUAGAUGAUACCUUUAUCGGAUUAUCGCCUCUCAAUGACGUCCCGGAACACGAACAUCACUAUGACUGCAUCGUGAUGUCCGGCCUUGCGAGUCACCCCAUGGGCUCAUGGCAGCCACAUGGCAAGGACAAGUCGUUUAUGUGGAUUCGAGACGCCCUCCCCCAACUUAUUCCAAAAGUUAGGUUUAUUUUGUAUGGAUACGAUACGAAGUUAGCUGGAAGCAAGUCGUUUCAAAAAGUGCUUGAUAUUGCACUGAGCCUCAUCCAAACUCUUCAUCAAGGAGGAUGGGCCGAUCCUGGUCCCAGAAAGCUCAUUUUCUUCGCCCAUAGCCUUGGAGGCAUAGUUUUGAAGGAGGCUUUCCGAAUGUUGGCCGAUAGCGAUGUAAGGGACGAAUUAAUCCUGAAUCGUACUCGAGGAGCGAUCUUCUUUGGAGUUCCAAGUCAAGGAUUAGAUGUCUCGGAUCUACAGAUCAUGCUGCAGGGUCAGCCAAACAAAGAUGCUCUCGUUAAAGAAAUAUCGAAUGAAUCGCCCUUCGUCAGGGUAUUGGAGGAGCAAUUCUCGGGCAUCUCUCAUCUUCAAAAGAUGAAACUGCUCUGGGCGUACGAGACAGAUAUAACGCCAACAGUAAUACCAGUCGAUGGAAAGUACAAGAGAUGUGGACCUGGAACUGUUUUCGUCUCUCCGCUCUCUGCAACAAGUCAACGCUGCAUCUCCGAACCGGGUUCGACCAUACAAAUCAACGCUAACCACUCGGAUAUGGUCAAGUUAUCCCUAGGAAGCGAGGUUAUUCAUCGUAUUGCCUCCUUCAAUAUUGACAGCCAACUAACCCAGACCUUUGUGAAUCAUGUCGAUCCUGCUGUGGACCCGGAUUUCUGGGACAUCCGCUCUAUCACGCAGGCAAUUCACGUCCCGGAAGCCGACAGCCGACUGGCGCAGAUUGACGUAGCAGCUGGUCACUCCUUCGUAUGGGCUUUUGAGAAAUCAUCUGUUGGCUUAACCAACUGGCUGCAGAAUGAUGAAAAACUGUUCUGGAUAUCGGGGAAGCCAGCGUCUGGCAAAUCAACAUUCAUGAAGUACCUUCACAACAACCCGCUCACAGCGGAUUACCUGCGUAUAUGGCGCCGCAGUGCUAAUUUUGUCCACGCAUCAUUCUUCUUCCACCAUCGCGGUACAGCGAUCCAAAAGUCUCUUGAAGGUCUCCACCGCGGAAUCUUGAGCCAGGUUCUCAAACAAGCCCCUCAGUCAUUCCUGGCUAUCCGAUCGCAUCUUACACAAACAUACCAAGCUGCUGUUCAUGCAAACAAUCUUGGAAGCCUUUCUCAUGACCUGGAAGCUUUGGUUGCAUUCUUCAAAGUUACUCCAAAUAAUGAGACCUUGACGCAGCUUCAUAAGGUGUUAAGUUGUGAGACCCCUCUGAAGGCCUUUCGUAGGAUGGUUGUCCAACCCCUGCUAUCCAUCGGUGCCACAGACAGCGAUGAAGACCUUCUGAACCAGGUCUAUCCCCUUCGAGAUACUCUGUUGGCAGUGCGCAAUGAGAACAUGACCGACAAGCCCAGUCGUCUUCCUGCCUUGGAAGAUAUUCUCUCUACAAUCCAAAAACCGUGGACAAGGAACCAAGAGUUCAUCCUUUUGGUCAAAAAAUGGCUUGUGGCUAUCGACAUAAAAUUGCAGUUAUCAAACUUCAGAAACCAUUUGAUGGCCCGAAGUCUCGUUACUAAUCAACAGCUGAUUGACUUGGAUCUUUGCAUGUUUAUCGAUGCUUUAGACGAACAUGACGGCCCGCCAGAAUUCAUCUGCCAACUCAUUAAAAAAAUUGCUUCAAAUGAAAGUACCUGUAGCCGUACUAGACUGAAGAUUCUUUUCUCAAGCCGACCUUGGCAGCCGUUUAUUGACGCUUUCGGACACAGUCCCAGCAUUCAAAUUCAUGACUAUACUAAAAAUGACACUCGAGAGCUUUGUUUACAUACAAUACAUCCCGAAAUUCCAGGUUAUGAAGAGAUAUUACAGUUGGUCGAAGAGAUUGUCAACCAGGCGAGAGGCGUCUUCCUAUGGGUUAAACUUGUGCUAAACGAUCUCUUGGACAACGCUGCUAGAUUGACCACUUCCGGCAUCGCUUUUGAGGAUCUUCAUGCAGCGCUCGUGGAUAUCCUUAAGUCGCUGCCCACAGACCUAGAGCAGUACUACAAGACUAUUAUUGAAAGGAUACCACAUUCAUACCGCUGGGAGGCCUUUUGCUUGCUUGAGGUAGUCAGCAAGUCAGCAAAGCCAAUUCAUCUCAAGGAGAUGUUCAAAAUCUUGUUAUGCACCAAUAUUCAAGAUGUCAAUGAUAUAUACCCGCGAAUGUUAGAGAUGGACCAGAGUGGCGCGAGCGUCUAUACUAAAGAGCACUUGAGAACGCACUCGGGUGGCUUGGUCGAAACUACUGAUAUUGACGAGCUUCAGCUGCUGCAUCAAACUCUGGCUGAGUUUAUACAAUUUCCCGAAUUCAAAUGCAUUAUACUUGGAGAACGAUAUCGCAUUGUAAAGGAAAAUGGUUAUACAAUUCUUUCAAAAUAUGAAGCUGUACGGGGGGCAUCCUGCUCUGAUGACGGCAUCAACAUACCAGUGUCUGAGAUGUUCUCAUAUUAUGCACGGGAAGCAGAGUCAACAACAGGGAACAGCACAUAUUUCUCCUUCACAGGCGUCAAAUGGACAGGAACGCUGGUAAACAAGGCUUUUCCAGAGUAUAUGACGAACGUGCGCUACACGACACUGGAAAUGGCGCUGGCCUGCGAGCUCAAGUUGCAUCUACAAGACACCCUGAAGCAUGAUAAGGAGACGAGAACAGCGCUGAUAUUUCUCAUUCUCUUGCAUAUGAUUGAGCGGGGGAUAUUCGAUACAGACAGCGCAAUGGAAUUUCUUCAAGAUAUGGUAUCUCAAGGGCUGCAAAUCCGCGCAAGUCACUUUGGAUUACUCAUGUUGAUGGAUCGGAUACAACAUAUUGAUCUAUGGACCACCCCGACCACUCCGACCAUUAUGGCUAUAGACCUCUUCCAGAGGGUCAUGGCUGUCUUCUUUGAGCCAGGGGCCAAUAUUGAAGUCAGCAUGAAUACUACCGGUUUGGGUAUUACCAGCAAUCAUUUUCACCAAGCGAUGCUGUCCCACGGGCAAGGGGCUACUAUCCAGGCGCUUCACAUAUCUACUCACCUUCGACUUGCAGAGUAUCUCUUGGACAAAGGCGCCGACCCUAAUGGACUUACUUCGAAUAAUCUGACGCCGCUUGACUGCUGGGUGAAGAGCACCCAAAGGUUCGACGUCCGCCGCCACCUUUACCCAGGCACUUCCGUCUUGAUUCAACGCGGAGGGCGUCUCAACAUUUGCACUAGAGAGGAGUGGAGAAGGGCAUUGUAUCACAGGUACUUCCCUUCCCGACAUACCAUUUCCAGGCUGGCUUGA
Trichoderma harzianum CBS 226.95 is the source of this 3708-nucleotide messenger RNA. RefSeq lists its product as hypothetical. The transcript has 6 exons. Bases 1 to 3708 code for a protein of 1235 amino acids. Lineage: Eukaryota; Fungi; Ascomycota; Sordariomycetes; Hypocreales; Hypocreaceae. The record is from RefSeq and is a predicted model, not a curated record.